Messenger RNA from Nerophis ophidion (straightnose pipefish), 2329 nucleotides. It is a transcript of the gene kcnk3b, whose product is annotated as potassium channel, subfamily K, member 3b. The record is from RefSeq and is a predicted model, not a curated record. The coding region runs from base 31 to 1170 and encodes 379 amino acids. Gene Ontology annotation, biological process: stabilization of membrane potential; potassium ion transmembrane transport. Gene Ontology annotation, cellular component: membrane. The transcript is spliced from 2 exons. Gene Ontology annotation, molecular function: potassium ion leak channel activity; open rectifier potassium channel activity. NCBI's taxonomy places the organism in Eukaryota, Metazoa, Chordata, Actinopteri, Syngnathiformes, Syngnathidae.
CCCCCCUGUCUCCCCCCCCCCGCCGCCGCCAUGAAGCGGCAGAACGCCCGAACUUUGGCCCUGAUCGUCAGCAUCCUGACCUACCUGGUGGUGGGGGCGGCCGUCUUCCAGACCCUGGAGUCCAAGGAGGAGAAGAACCACAAGAGGCGGCUGGAGGGGCGCCGGCACGAACUGAUGCGCAAGUACAACCUGAGCCGGGUCCACUUUGAGGAGCUGGAGCACGUGGUCCUGCACCUGAAAGCCCACAAGGCCGGGGUCCAGUGGAGGUUUGCCGGCUCCUUCUACUUUGCCAUCACUGUGAUCACCACCAUAGGUUACGGCCACGCCGCCCCCAGCACCGACUCAGGGAAAGUCUUCUGCAUGUUCUACGCCCUCCUGGGCAUCCCGCUCACCUUGGUCAUGUUCCAGAGUCUGGGCGAGCGCAUCAACACCCUGGUCCGCUAUCUGCUGCACCAAGCCAAGAAGUGCCUGGCCAUGCGUCACACCGAGGUCUCCAUGGCCAACAUGGUCGCGGUGGGCUUCUUCUCCUGCCUGAGCACGCUGUGCGUGGGGGCGCUGGCCUUCUCCCACAGCGAGGGCUGGAGCUUCCUGCACGCCUUCUACUACUGCUUCAUCACGCUCACCACCAUCGGCUUUGGCGACUACGUGGCGCUGCAGCGGGACAACGCCCUGCAGAACGACCCCCGCUACGUGGCCUUCUGCUUCAUCUACAUCCUGACCGGCCUUACGGUGAUCGGCGCCUUCCUCAAUUUGGUGGUGCUUCGCUUCCUGACCAUGAACGCCGAGGACGAGAGGAGGGACGCCCGGCACAGGGCGCUGCGGAGCCGCGCCCCCAAGCCCGGGGGGGAGGUGGCCUGCCUGGUGCCGCUCCCGUCCACGCCCUCCACACCCGAGACCAAAGACGGCGUCUACACGGAGGUGCUGCACUUCCAGACUUUCUGCUCGUGCCUGUGGUACCGCAGCAAGGACAAUCUGCAGGGGUCCGCCUCCAUCCCCCAGGAGCUGGCCUUCUCCGACGUCUACCUGCCACAGGACGGUCCCCGCAACACCGAGACCACGUCCACGGGAUGCGUGUGCACUCCGCGGAGGCGCUCUAGCAAGAGGUCCAUCGGGAGGGGCCUCAACAUUCUCGCCCCGCUCCGAAUGCUCAUGAGACGCAGCUCGGUGUAGCCUACGGACAUGUCGGACUUGGUCAAAGAAUUCCACUUUGUGGUGCUAACAAAGCAAAACAUCCCAGUGAUGGACCUUCAUCAGGGGUGGAGACCGGCUGAAUCUCGGUCGGUCGCAAGUGUCUAGCAAGUGUUAGGUCGGCUCACCAGGGUUUUGUUUUGCAAGCAAACCUCCCUGCUUCAAGGCAGGAUGCUGCCGUAAACAAGGACUGUCGUUAUUCUAGUACUGUAGCAGUAAAUAAAUAGAAAUACUUCAAAUGCCAGGGUACGCAUGCUUGUGAAGUCCAUCCAUAAAUCUAUCUACUUCCCUCUCCCCAGCCACUCGGUCCAGCUUCUCCCGGGGGAUCCCAAGGCGUUCCCAGGUCAGCCGGGACACAUGGUCUUCCCAACAUGUCCUGGGUCUCCCCUGUGGCCUCCAGCCGGUCGGACGUGCCCUAGACACCUCCCUAGGGAGGAAUUCGGGUGGCAUCCUGACCAGAUGCCCGAACCACCUCAUCUGGCUCCUCUCCAUGUGGAGGAGCAGCAGCUUUACUUGAACUCCUCCUGGAUGACCGAGUUUCUCACCUUUAUCUCUAAGGGAGAAAGCCAUUUGGGCCGCUUGUACCCGUGAUCUUGUCCUUUCAAUCAUAACCCCAAAGCUCAUGACCAUGGGUGAGGAUGGGAAAGUAGAUCGACCGGUAAAUCGGGAGCUUUGCCUUUCGGCUCAGCUCCUUCUUCACCACAACGGAUCGAUACACAGUCCACGUUACUGAAGAAAUUCGGGUGGCAUCCUGACCAGAUGCCCGAACCACCUCAUCUGGCUCCUCUCCAUGUGGAGGAGCAGCGGCUUUACUUGAACUCCUCCUGGAUGUCCGAGUUUCUCACCUUUAUCUCUAAGGGAGAAAGCCAUUUGGGCCGCUUGUACCCGUGAUCUUGCCCUUUCAGUCAUAACCCCAAAGCUCAUGACCAUAGGUGAGGAUGGGAACGUAGAUCGACCGGUAAAUCGGGAGCUUUGCCUUUCGGCUCAGCUCCUUCUUCACCACAACGGAUCGAUACACAGUCCACGUUACUGAAGAAAUUCGGGUGGCAUCCUGACCAGAUGCCGAACCACCUCAUCUGGCUCCUCUCCAUGUGGAGGAACAGCGGCUUUACUUUGAGCUCCUCCCGGAUGUCCGAGUUUC